This is a messenger RNA of Cydia pomonella (codling moth), 4690 nucleotides long. RefSeq names its product alpha-mannosidase 2 (gene alpha-Man-IIa). Gene Ontology annotation, biological process: mannose metabolic process; protein deglycosylation; N-glycan processing. Gene Ontology annotation, molecular function: alpha-mannosidase activity; carbohydrate binding. The record is from RefSeq and is a predicted model, not a curated record. NCBI's taxonomy places the organism in Eukaryota, Metazoa, Arthropoda, Insecta, Lepidoptera, Tortricidae. Bases 743 to 4285 code for a protein of 1180 amino acids. Gene Ontology annotation, cellular component: Golgi membrane. The transcript has 22 exons.
UUUUCAGGCCGUAAAGGCUUAAGUGCCAACUACAUUCACACUUCCGAUAUCGGGCCUGAUAAUCGCUUUCCGUCUCACGGAAUAUCAGCACAUCGUUAACAAUAUUAGAAAUGUAAUUAAUACUUUGUCUAAUUGCCAAAAAGGCAUGUCGGGUAUCGGGAAGUGUGGAUGUAAUUGGUCCUUUAUUACUAGAGUGAGACCAAGAUAAGUUGGCAGCGAUUUUGAUAGCCGAGCCUGUGCAAGUUUUAAAUAAACGUCAUACUUUCAUAGAUGUUUGACAUUAAAAAUAAGUUAUUUAAAAAAUAACUAUUAAGUGUUAUUUUAAAUAACACUUGCACUCUCUGGGCUGCCAAAAUUGCUGCUAACUUAUCUUGGUUUGACUCUAUUUAUUAUGACAUCCUUCCUGCCAUCGGACCAUAGGUAAAUCCACAACAGUUGGCGUGACAUCCAUUUUGCACAUAUAAAUAUAGUAAGUGACAGGAAGGCUUUAAAGUAAUAAAAGCAUUAUACGUCAAAAUAUAUUUGUCUCUGGGAAACUUCAAAAUGACACUGACAGUGUUGUGUCGAGUGGACGAUAGAUUAUUUGGCUCGAUUCUUGCUUUAUUUUUAUUGCAAUGAAAUAAGAAUAUUUAAGGUGUAAAUCUCGUUAAUACUAAGCCUUUAAAAUGUAAAUGUGUCUUUGCAGUUAAGUGUACAGAUCAUAUAAUAAUCAAAGAGUGUAUAGUACAGUAAAUUGUUCAUCAUGAGUAUCAGGCGGCUGUCAACUGUGUUCUGGGCGACAUGCAUCAUGGCCUUCAUCUUCAUCCUGUAUGUGGUGACGGAUUUGAGCUUCAAGCUACCUAGCAUCAAGCCAGCUAUGCAGGAACUUGAUGAUAGUAAAUGGACAAUGUUUGAAUCUAAACUCCGCCACAUAGAGGACGAAUUGAACCAGCACCACGCAGUAGUUGGUGAAAUCAAAUCAGCCAUCGACCAAAUCGGGGAGCAUCCGGAACUCGGCCACCAUGUUGCCCCGCAGGAGAAUGUACUACAAGUACCGAAGCAUAGCAGAAACGAACUACAAGUGCCGAAACAUUCUGGAAAGGAUGGUAGAGAGAAGGAGUUUAAGGCAGUGGUUGCUGAGCCUCCUAAGUUGAGGCCGAAGUUGAAUGAGUCUGCCUGCCCCAUUCAGAUGCAUGUCACGCCAAAAACGGAUGUACAGAUGUUAUCAAUGUACGAUAGAAUAAUAUUCGACAACGAGGACGGCGGCGUGUGGAAGCAGGGCUGGAAGAUCGAAUACGACGACAAGCAAUGGAGCCAGAAGAAUAAGCUCAAAGUGUUCAUCGUGCCGCACUCACACAACGAUCCAGGAUGGUUGAAAACCUUCGAGAACUAUUACAAGACGCAGACCCGCGCGAUAUUCACCAACAUGGUGGAAAAAAUGGCGGCCGGCGUCGGCCGCAAGUUCAUCUGGGCGGAGACCAGCUUCCUGGCGCUGUGGUGGGACAACGACGCCUCGGACAAGGAGAAGGAUAUAUUUAGGGGUCUCCUAAAAUCCGGCCAAAUCGAGAUCGUAACCGGUGGCUGGGUGAUGAACGACGAGGCAAACUCCCAUUGGCUGUCCAUCAUUCAGCAGCUCACCACGGGCCACCAAUGGUUGCUCGACAACCUUAACUACACGCCCAGGAACGCCUGGUCUAUAGACCCGUUUGGAUAUUCGAGCUCACAACCAUAUUUGCUCAAGUUGGCUGGAUUUGAGAAUUCUAUCAUACAGAGAGUGCAUUAUAGAGUGAAGAAGGAGUUGGCGCUGAAUAGGCAGUUGGAGUUUAAGUGGAGACAGUUGUGGGAUGGUGUCGGCAAGACGGAUAUGUUUACUCACAUGAUGCCGUUCUACUCCUACGACGUUCCUCAUUCGUGCGGACCAGAUCCCAAGAUUUGCUGUCAGUUCGAUUUCAAACGGCUGCCAGGAAACGGCGUGACUUGCCCGUGGGGUACGGCGCCCAGAAAAAUCAUACAAAAGAACGUCCAUGAGAGAUCGAAUUUGAUCCUCGACCAGUGGCGGAAGAAGGCCCAGCUCUACCGCUCCAAUGUUGUGUUGUUCCCACUCGGUGACGAUUUCCGCUACGACCGCUCUAACGAGUGGGACAACCAGUACCAGAACUACGAGAUGAUUAUAGACUAUAUUAAUAACAACGAGGCUUGGAACGCAGAGGUCCAAUUCGGAACUCUCCAAGACUACUUCAAGGCUUUGCACGAAGAGAUGAAGCUAUCAGACUUCCCCGUACUCUCUGGGGAUUUCUUCACGUAUGCGGAUAGGAAUGAGCACUACUGGAGCGGGUACUACACGUCGAGGCCCUUUUAUAAGAACAUGGACCGCGUCCUGUUAGCUUACGUUAGGGCAGCUGACAUAAUAACGUCUCAAGCGAUAUCAUCCAAUUCAGUCACCUAUAUCAUGUCGCUGACUUUAAGAGACAAGGUGGAGUCGGCGCGGCGCGCGCUGGCGCUGUUCCAGCACCACGACGGCGUCACCGGCACCUCCAGGGACGACGUGCGCGCCGAUUAUGCCGCCAAAAUGCUCACAGCCAUCAAACACAGCCAAUCCGCCAUCCAGCAAGCGGCCUACUUCCUCCUGAAACAGCCCGAUAUCCUCGACCAGACUCAAGAAGACGUGUUCUUCGACGUGGACGAUAUCUGGCGGCAGAAGGACGAGAUUCCAUCAAGGAUUACUAUGACUUUGGACCCGCUAUCGUCUUCGAGGCGGGUGCUGUUGUAUAACUCGCUGACGUUCAGACGGCAGCAGAUAUUGACUCUGUUCGUCUCGACGCCGCAUGUCGAGGUAUUCGAUCCAGAAGGCAAACCAAUAAUGUCCCAAGUGUCACCCGUGGUAUCAGGGGAAAAGCGGCUAGCAUUCGCCGCGAACAAGUUCCAACUGUCUUUCCCCGUCACGGUAGAGCCGCUGGCCAUCACGACGUACACCGUGUCACUACGGGACACCACUAGCAUUAACAAAUACACCGCAUUCUCCCGCGUGCGCGUGUACAACGCAGACUACUGGAACAUUGACCUGCCAAAGAUGUUCGCCAUCGACCAACCUACCGCGCGUCUCAGCGAAGACGUCGCGUUCCAAGCAGGCAAUGGGACGAGGGUGGUCGCCACCAUGAAAGGCUUGAUAAAGGCUCUAGUGACGCCUAAUGGGGAAACUAUGCCUGUUCAUAUGGACUUUGUACAAUACGACUCCAUGCAAGCACCCGACAACAACAGCGGAGCCUAUCUUUUCAUUCCAUCAAAGCCAGGAACCGUGUUCCGUACGGACGCCUUCCCUGAACUGGUCAUCACAGAGGGACCCUUCAAAGCCGCGCUGUACACCGGCCUGAAUGGCGCUAACUCUGCUGAGAUCGUGUUGGCGAUAUCCGUGUUCGACAACCCGUCACUUCCGCAGACGGAAGUGGAGAUCUCCAACACGUUCCUGAUAGAUCCGCAGGUCAACGACCUCGAGCUGGCCAUGCGAUUCUCGACCUCCAUCAAGAAUAAGGAUACGUUCUAUACUGACCUUAAUGGCAUGCAGAUGAUAAAACGUCGCUAUUUCGAGAAGCUGCCCCUCCAAGCGAACUUCUACCCGCUGCCGGCCGCAACGUACAUCGAGGACUCUGACGCGCGCCUCACGCUGCUCACCUCGACGCCGCUCGGCAUGGCGGCGCUGCAACCUGGACAGCUCGAGGUUAUGCAAGACCGACGCCUAAGUAAAGACGACAACCGCGGAGUGAACCAGGGUGUACUCGAUAACGUGCGAACAAGGCAUACCUUCCGCCUCAUAUAUGAGAAGGCCAACACGCCGUGCCAGCAAAAGCAUUCCCCAGACCAUCCCAGCGGUCAGCUGACCCUCGGCGCCCACAUAUCGUCGCAGAGCCUCCUGCACCCGCUGGUGGCCAUGCAGUACUCCGCGCGGACCGGAGUAGCCCUGCCCGCCUACAGGCGCGCGCGGUCCAGCGCAGCCGAUGUGGUGCUGGCCGAGUUCAGUGCGCAUGUCUCGGCCAAGAAGAAAGACGGCAACACAGUCCACGGCAUGGGCAUGACCUUCCAGAGGGUAUACCUGGAUCAGUGCUACGGGAACGCGGAGAUCGCCAAGUGGUACCCGACCAGCGAAGGCAUCAUCCAACUAUCAGACAUGAUAGACGCCGCACCGGAGCAAAUCUUCUCCAGCUCCCUAACGUUCACGCACGUACGGAACCCCGUGCCCGACGGCGCGCUCACGCUCUGCCCCAUGGAAAUACGGUCCGUCUUCAUCAACAAGACUUUGAAACAUGGCUGAACCUUACCUGGACAGAAAACGCGCGAAAAGUGAGGACGGUUGGAAUAAGACGCAUAUUAACCGUUUAGCCAAAGGAAUAUAAUUAUCUACCACCUUUUGAACCCUAUCUGUUUUCGAUAAGGUUCAAAAUCUUUAAAAAAAACCCACGACCUCGUGCUGCUAUCCAAAGGCAGGAAACACAUGGAAAUAGGAGUCGACCGGACAGAUCCCGUCUUAAUCAUUUCUUUUUGUUAACUUCAAACAUUUCUAUAUUCUGCGACAACACACCGUUACGUAGUUUACGUCGGGUCCAGCGACAUCUAACGGCAUGUUGGGACAACCAUAUUACUAAAACUACCACCAUAUUACAGAACUUAAAGUACGUACUCUGACUCAACGAAAACUGCGCAAACAAAGAAUAGGAAG